Messenger RNA from Trichophyton verrucosum HKI 0517, 804 nucleotides. RefSeq lists its product as uncharacterized. NCBI's taxonomy places the organism in Eukaryota, Fungi, Ascomycota, Eurotiomycetes, Onygenales, Arthrodermataceae. The record is from RefSeq and is a predicted model, not a curated record. Gene Ontology annotation, cellular component: endoplasmic reticulum; plasma membrane. The transcript is spliced from 4 exons. The coding region runs from base 1 to 804 and encodes 267 amino acids.
AUGUCGCAAUCAUCGAAUGUGAUAACCACCCUGGCGGAUAAUGCUGAUAUCUCGAUAUCAGACGAGGGUACCAUCUGGUACUGGGUUGUCACAGGCAUCUUCUCCCUCUCUGCCGUUGCUUUUCUAGUUGGCAGCUUCGUCGUCCGCAACCCAAAUGUUCGACUUCAAUACUACCUCUCGGCGCUCUCGAGCUAUAUCCUCUCCAUGGCAUAUUUCGCCAUGGGCGCCAAUCUCGGAUGGGUAGCAGUCGAGGUUGAAUUCCGUCGAGUGGGCCAGUUCGUCGUCAUCGAUAAUGGAACCGAGAAUCCUACUCGACAAGUCUUCUGGAUCCGCUAUGCUGGCUGGCUGCUCGCAACACCCCUCCUGAUGACGCAGUUGCUCCUGCUAAUAAAAGCUCCGUUGAAACUCAUCCUCCACGAAGUCUUCAUGGUAAGCAUAGUGAUGAUGACCGGCCUUGGAGCUGCCCUGAUACCCAACGCGUACAAGUGGGCGUACUUUGUCUAUGGCUUCUUUGCAUGUGCUGCCCUCGGCUGGACGAUGCUGAAGUCCGGUUACAACCACGUACGCGCAACAACGCCCUCUUUGAAACGGGUGUAUCUCAUGUUCUGCAUUGCAGUAUCGAUAAUAUUCCUGUUGUAUGGCUUAGCAUGGGGCAUGAACGAGGGAGGCAACUUCAUGUCUCCUACUGGUGAAGCAGUCUUCUAUGGCAUUCUUGAUAUAUGGGGAGGACCGCUUUACUGUGUGUUUCUUCUAUGGGCGGCUCAUCGGUAUUAUCGAACGGAAAUGCUGCAGCUUCCCAUCUAA